GUCGUCUUGGCUAAACUUUUUUUAUGGACCUGACUUCGAUCGACCUGCAUCCAGAUUCUUCACCUCUUCCCUUUUCCACUUCGCCCGUUUCUUCUGAGGACUGCCUGGAAAUUUGGGAAGCGUGCAUUUCUACUCCUACGGUAUCUUUUUCAAAGCAGUUACCGUAGCAUCUGCUUCAUUCUUGGUCCAAUACUUAUCCAUCUCCCAAAAGCAUCUCGAUCUUCAUUCACCAUGUCUGCGCUUCUGCCUGUGGCCGUCUACGGCCUGGAAGUUCCCCCGGGGGAGAUCAUAGUCCCCGCUGAAAUUGAGUUCCCCGCGACGAUCCGCAUCACCAUGGCCGCUCUGGACCCCACCGCUGAGCCCGAGACCGAUGGACAAGGGAAUGUCCCUUCAAUUCCUCGGUCGACCUUGAAGAUCAUCAAGGCGACUGGUGACUCUGGUGAUGACGACGAGGAUUAUCUCGAGUCGCUUCUCGGCGGCGGUGAUGAUGAUGAGGAGGAGGAGUCCGAUGAAGAUGACGAGGAGGUCAACGGCGGUCCCAGCGAUCCCUCAAAGUCCAAGAAGGCUCGCCGUGAGGCUGCUAUCAAGAAGCUGCUCGAGGCAACCAAGGAGGAGUCGGAUGAUGAAAUGAAGGAUGCCGACGCGAAACCAAACGGCGCUAAGAGCAACAAGGGCAAGGGCAAGGCUAGCGACGAGGAUGACGAAGAGAGUGACGAGGAGGGUGAUGCUUUGGACUAUACCACGGAGGACUACGUUGUGUGCACCCUUGACACUGAGCGCAAUUAUCAGCAACCCCUCGACAUCACGAUUGGCGAGGGAGAAAAGGUGUUUUUCAGCGUUAAGGGAACACAUACGGUCUAUCUCACUGGCAAUUAUGUCCUACCCGAUGGCGAGGACGAGUCCGACGAGGACGAGGAGGAUGAUGAUGACGAAUACGAUCUCCAUCCCGGGAUUGAUGACAUGGCCGAUGAGGAUUCUGACGAGAUGAGCGACGAGUUGGAUGAGAUUGACGGCGUGACUCGGAUUAAGGAGAUCGAUACCGAUGAGGAGGAGGAGGAGGCUCCCAAGCUGGUCGACACCAAGAAAGGAAAGAACAAGCGGCCCGCCGAGGACGAAGCUGAGGGCCUCGACGAAAUGAUGUCGAAAGACGAGAAGAAGCUCAGUAAGAAGCAGCAAAAGAAGCUGAAGAACAAUCAGGGUGAGGCCGUCGCAACCGAAGCGAAGGGCAAGGACUCACCUGCAACCGCCAAGGGCGAUAAGAAGGUCCAAUUCGCUAAGAAUUUGGAGCAGGGCCCAACUGGCCCCGCCAAAGACAAGGCCGACAAGGAUGAGAAGUCGGACAAAAAGGCCACCCUCGGCGUCAAGGUGGUCCAGGGCGUUACCAUUGACGACCGCAAGAUUGGCACCGGCCGCACUGUCAAGUCCGGUGACAAAGUUGGCAUGCGCUACAUUGGCAAACUUCAAAACGGCAAGGUGUUUGAUUCCAACAAGAAGGGCACGCCGUUCACCUUCAAGGUCGGCAAGGGCGAGGUUAUUAAGGGCUGGGAUAUCGGCAUUGUGGGCAUGUCGGUUGGCGGAGAGCGCCGGUUGACCAUCCCGGCACACCUUGCCUACGGAAGCCGUUCCAUGCCCGGGAUCCCGGCGAACAGCACACUGAUCUUCGACGUCAAGUUGCUUGAGAUCAAGUAAACGUGUUAUGCGCCGCGGAGCACUUGUCACUUUUCAUGGGCUAGGUUGGGUCUGCCAGAUCCCUGCUAAGCGCGGCGUCGGUCUCCAAAGAGGGAUAUAUGUACUCUUUCACUGUUUGUAUCUUCCCAUUCCCUCCCUGAACUGGCCCCAGGUAUUCCAGGGGGGUACUUAAUUUCCUCAGAUAUGGCUCUGGAUUUCGGUUGCUUCUGCAGCGAGCUAUUAUGGAAGCACCAUGGAGACCUCUGACCUGCAGGCGGUCUGCGAAGAGCUCCGUCGUCUGGGGGGAGCGGACGUUGUCAAACGGGAUGACGAGGUUUGCAUCGCAUAUGGGUUGGUGAACAAAAAAAUCUCCUGGCCGGUUUUCAUCUUCUCUUUUACCAUGUCUGUUUCUGUACUCUCUCCAUAGGCGCAAUGAUAUAUUUGCAGUUUCCAUC
Messenger RNA from Canariomyces notabilis, 2123 nucleotides. RefSeq lists its product as uncharacterized. NCBI's taxonomy places the organism in Eukaryota, Fungi, Ascomycota, Sordariomycetes, Sordariales, Chaetomiaceae. Bases 232 to 1689 code for a protein of 485 amino acids. Gene Ontology annotation, cellular component: nucleolus; chromatin. Gene Ontology annotation, molecular function: peptidyl-prolyl cis-trans isomerase activity. The transcript has 4 exons. The record is from RefSeq and is a predicted model, not a curated record.